This is a messenger RNA of Gigantopelta aegis, 1512 nucleotides long. RefSeq lists its product as uncharacterized. The record is from RefSeq and is a predicted model, not a curated record. The transcript has 7 exons. Lineage: Eukaryota; Metazoa; Mollusca; Gastropoda; Neomphalida; Peltospiridae. The coding region runs from base 1 to 1398 and encodes 465 amino acids.
AUGCCGCCCUGGUGUUGUGUGAAGUGGAGGUUUACGGCUUUGAAGGGCAAAAAUUGGGCUCAGUCGACCUUCGCCAAUCAAUCCUCAACGUAUGAUAGCCUGGGGCAGGCGAGCAACGCAAUCGACGGUAACCAUGACGGCGUCUACUCUAAAGGCUCGUGCUCACACACCAAGGCGGGAGACACCAAUCCAUGGUUGCAGGUCAACUUGCUACAGACGAUAGCAGUUUCCGGUGUCAAAGUGUACAACCGUCAGGAUUGUUGUUAUUGGAGACUUCAUGAUCUAGUCGUCAUAGUUUUACGCGGCCCUAUGGACGGUAAUUCCUGCGCGAGACAGCGGACAGUAAACAGAAACGUUUGUGUGUUAAACUGUUGGGCCCCCAUUGUAGGACACAUCGUUCAAAUUGUAAAAACUCGUCUCACUGGAGUCCACGAUGUCCUUACCAUAUGUGAAGUGGAAGUGUACGGCUGGAAAAUAGUUACGGAUCCUGAAUACCUGAAGAGUCGUGACAACUUCGCUAUUGGCCGUGAUACUUCGAUGUCCAGUGCCUCUGUUGGUGGGAAAGCGUGGCAGGCGGUGGACGGGAUCCUCGUAAAUACCUGGGGGAGUGAGUCCUGCAUAUCCUCCACAUUGGUGGAUCGCCAUCCAUGGUUCAAGGUUUCUGUCGGAGCCAUGUUCAUCGAAGCUGUGUUUAUCGUCUUCCGACUAGACUGUUGCGAACGUUACUUUAACAAACUAUACGUGUGGGUGGACAAACGGAUUCUGUGUGGCAGGCAGAUGGAGCCGUACAAAAGAGGCGCGGCGGUCGGUUACGCCUGUCCUCCCAACACGGAGGGUUCCUAUGUGCUGAUUGAAAAAGCUCCCAGACCACCAUAUAGCGAAGUCCUCACUCUGUGCGAGGUAGAAGUGUAUGGAUGUCGUAAAGAAGAUAAAAACUGGGCCCUGGGUUCGAGAGUCGUAAUAGAGGAUAUGGACAAUCACAAUGGAACAUCCUACGACGGACACUUUGUGACGGAUGGUGAUUUUUCCAACGGCUUCAAGCAAUCCAUUUGUCCCACUUUUAAAGCAAGCAAUUAUUUGUUGAUGACGAUCGAUUUAAGAGAUGUGUAUGUGUAUGUGGACAAAAUCGUCUAUAUCAUCGCAGUAGGUGACGGUGCUGAUGCUCCAAAAGAAUUGUUUAUUUCGCUGGUUAACCCGACGACACACUACACAAACGACGAAGCGUGUAAUCCUAUCUCUCGCAAUAACACUGUUCCGGGUCAAUACGUCACGACCACGUGCACGGGCUCUGCCCUCGACAGAUUGGCCAGUCGAAUUGUCAUAAAAAAGGCUUUCAAGACCAACUCCAUGUCAAUCUGUGAGGUAGAAGUCUAUGGACCAUUGGCUUUUCGCGUGUAACGCCUUUUUCUGAUUUGCCUAUUGUGUGUAACGCCUUUUUGUGAAGAGUGUAUACUGUAUGACACGGAAAGCGGUACAGUCCUCUCAUACUGAAAGAUAAAGGUGUUUGUUUUA